CUAUGAAUAUUUUCUUUACAGAUAUAAUAAAGGAGCAGAAUCGAGAGCUAAGAGGUACCCAGAGAGCUAUUACCAGAGACAGAGCAGCACUUGAAAAACAGGAAAAACAACUGGAGCUAGAAAUAAAGAAAAUGGCUAAGACUGGUAACAAAGAAGCCUGUAAAGUUCUAGCAAAACAACUUGUGCAGCUUCGAAAGCAGAAAAAUCGAACAUAUGCUGUUAGCUCUAAAGUUACCUCUAUGUCAACCCAAACAAAGGUGAUGAACUCUCAGAUGAAGAUGGCAGGAGCUAUGUCAACCACAGCAAAAACAAUGCAAGCAGUUAACAAGAAGAUGGACCCACAGAAGACGCUGCAAACCAUGCAGAAUUUCCAGAAGGAGAAUAUGAAGAUGGAAAUGACCGAAGAAAUGAUUAAUGAUACUCUGGAUGAUAUUUUUGAUGCGUCAGAUGAAGAGGAAGAAAGCCAGGAUAUUGUUAACCAAGUACUUGAUGAGAUUGGAAUUGAAAUCUCUGGAAAGAUGGCCAAAGCUCCAUCAGCUUCCAGAAGCUUACCAUCUGCAUCCACAUCAACAGCUGCUACUAUUUCAGAUGAAGAGAUCGAACGGCAGCUCAAGGCUUUGGGAGUGGAUUAGUUUGGCCUUGUGUGGUCUGCCUUCUUGCUCAGCUGCAGACUGUCAAAGUGCAAAUAUUCCUUCAAUGCAACUGAAGCCCAGGAAAACUCUGAAGCUUCAGAAGUGACAACUUGAAGUUGGGGAGGGAGGAGAAUACUUUGAAUCAAUUGACAGGGAGAACUACAUUUCUUGUGUCCACUGUGUGCAGUCUUUUUAAGCACUUGGCCAAAUAGGGAUCUAGUUCUAAUGAUGCAUCAUUUAAGUGAUCUGAGUGUGACCUCUGAGUUCAAGGUUUUCUUCUAAUCUCAGUUCUACAUAUUUCUUUAGAAUUGGCUGUUCUGCCAAUUGGUGAUGAUGUCUCCUAGGACAGCACCUAUAUAAAAUAUAUUAUUAUAAAAACAGCGCUAGAAAAAUUUAGUCUGCCAUCUUAAUGUAAAAGAAACACUACCUUUGCUUUUAGUUGAAAAAUAUUUUAUUUUGAUGAGAAAUAUCCUUGAAGGUCUAAUAAAUUUUGGCAAAAAGGAAAAGCAUUUUACAUUGUUCUUUAACGUCUCUGUAGUAUAUUUGAAUUGAUUAAGUAAUAGCUGAUUGUUCCAUUUACCGAAGGGCAAGGAUAUAGUUCCUUGUGCAGAUAAUUUUACUGGAAAAGGAUUCAAUUUGUUAGUGAACUUUGUUGCAUGAAAGGCACUGACUGAAUCUUAUUGUACUGUAACAUAGCUAGAUUCAACAGAAUUGCUGUGCCUUUUUGUAUAUAAAUCUUGUACCCUUGUGACUUUUUUUCAGAAAGAGUCUUUGAAAGGUGGGUAAACUAUGAAGAAGAUACAAAUCACUGAGAUCUCUGUGUACGCUUGAAAGGACUCAGAACGCAAGUUCAAAAAUGCACUUGUUCAGAAAUGCCAUUUGCAUACUUGCAAAAAGGACAUUUGCCUGAAGCAACAUUUGUAUAUAUAUCUUACAGUAUUUCUUAAUGAGAAAUAACUGUCCACGAUUGUAUUAUUUACUAAGAUGCAGUUGAUCACAUUGAUAAGUUAUAUCUAAAUUUUUGUCAUGAGAACAACUUUUGAUGAUACAUGAUAAUUGCUUGUCAAAGCACUAUAAUAAAACUAUUCUGGUUCUGUGAGGGUUUUUCUAUUGUUUCUGAACAGUC
Molecule: messenger RNA, 1758 nt
Organism: Nothoprocta perdicaria
Lineage: Eukaryota; Metazoa; Chordata; Aves; Tinamiformes; Tinamidae
Gene: CHMP2B
Product: charged multivesicular body protein 2B
Exons: 5
Coding region: 3-632 (209 amino acids)
Biological process (GO): late endosome to vacuole transport; endosome transport via multivesicular body sorting pathway; protein transport
Cellular component (GO): multivesicular body; ESCRT III complex
Source: RefSeq, a predicted model, not a curated record